Molecule: messenger RNA, 931 nt
Organism: Meloidogyne enterolobii
Lineage: Eukaryota; Metazoa; Nematoda; Chromadorea; Rhabditida; Meloidogynidae
Source: the annotation of a GenBank genome assembly
UCAAGUCUCUGUUAAUUACCAUAAUCUCUUCAAACAUCAUCAGACUCGUCAAUCUUCACAACAAAUCGUCAACUCAAAUCGUCUGGCAUCAUGGCUCCUCGCAAGGUUGCUGCUGCUACGACUCCAGCAAAAGGGCGCCCGGCUUCUGCUAGAGGACGUACUGCUACAGCAAAAGGACGUACUGCGGCUACUACUACAGCGAGAGGACGGGGACGUCCACCAAAAAGUCGUUCGGCGAGAGGGCGCUCAGCUUCAUCUAAAAAACGUGCUUCUUCUGCAAAAGGACGUGCUGCUCCAUCGAAAGGACGUGCUACUCCAUCAAAAGGACGUGCUACUCCAUCGAAGGGACGUGCUACUCCAGUGAGUGAACGUAGUCAGACAAGUGAUUCAGAAGCAAGCUUGAGAUCUCAUCCAGCAAUUUGUUCUCAAUGUGGACAAGAAAUCCAAGCUAAGGACCAGGCAAAGAUGAGCGUUCGUGGCCGAAGUUCUACUCCUCGAGGAGGAAGUCGUCGAUCAUCGAGAGCCGUUUCUGCACCGCAAAGUUCUGCGAAAUCAUCGGAAGCAAAGAAUCUCUCUGAUCGUGAAGGCUCUUCUAGCAAAAAUCAGACCAAGGAUGCUCCAAAACGACGCGGACGCCCACCAAAGAAGGCAACAUUCGUUGUCAAGUCUACAUCGUUUGUACUGGCAGCAUCCUCGCGUGGAUCUUCUACUCCUCCAGUUCGUGGUGGCAUACUACUUCGUUCUGGCAAAGAGCUUCACUCAAGUCAAAAGUCUCAACGUCGAUCUUCUGUCAGUCAACGCAGUGUGCGCAAAGGUCGCGGACGUCCGGUUAGGGCAAAAGCCUGAAGAUGUAAAGAAGAAGAAAAUAAUAACAAAGUGUCUUAGGACCCAACUUGUGAUUUGUUAUGUACAUAUUCCUUCCCAUAAUCAU